Phaeodactylum tricornutum CCAP 1055/1 is the source of this 1071-nucleotide messenger RNA. RefSeq lists its product with no specific name. The coding region runs from base 1 to 1071 and encodes 356 amino acids. The transcript has a single exon. Lineage: Eukaryota; Bacillariophyta; Bacillariophyceae; Surirellales; Neidiaceae. Gene Ontology annotation, molecular function: protein binding. The record is from RefSeq and is a predicted model, not a curated record.
AUGAGCCGUAUUCCACUUGAGCUCCAAGCCAUCUUUGUUGCUUCGAACAAAGGAGAGGAAGUACACAAGCCGCCUUCCAAUAGAGCUGCUUUCAAGGUGUUCAAGAGCAUCUUCGGAGGCUUUGGGCGACGUAAGCGAUCCACCGAGAACAAAAGAGAGAAUUUGAAGCGCAUUGCAAGCCAGAGCUCAUUUGCCACAGUCAGUACUCUCGGGGUGGAUGACUUUAGCGGCAGCUCCCACAAUGAGAACAACGAAUGUGCCCCCGUUACGCCGCACGAACACCUGGAAGUUUUAUUGAAGGCACGUGGCUACUGUACCGAACGCUAUUCUGUUCUUCAAACCGCAUUCUUCAAUCGACCUACACCCCUUCAACUCGCUUCAUACGAUACCAAGCUUAUACAGCUCAUCAAGAGCCAGGAUGAGCAGAAAGUUCGAGAAAUUCUUGCCAGUGGUAUCUCACCUAACGCUUGCAAUAUUCAUGGCGAAUCUUUGAUUCACAAGGCGUGUCGAUUAGGAUAUCACCGUCUCGUCCGGGCGUUCACCGACUUUGGCGCAGAUCUCGCAAUCUCUGAUGCCCAGGGACGUACGUUGCUACACGACACCUGUUGGGGUGCCCGACCUUCGUUCCAAACUUUUUCUCUUAUCGUUGAUCGCCAACCAGAACUUCUUUUUCUAGCUGAUUGCCGUGGUGCCUGCCCCCUCGAGUAUGUUCGCAAGGAUCACUAUGUUUUCUGGAUUGAGUACUUGGACCAAAUAGCGGACAAAUAUUGGCCUUCAACUCAGUCCACACCCAAACUUUCGUAUCUGGUAAAGCAAGAGCCGCACUCAAGACAGAUUGGAGAACCAGGAAAUGCUCUCUCGUUGGAACUUGCCGCAAUGGUUGCGUCGGGAAGACUGAGUCCAGAAGAAGCUACAUACUUGGCAAAAGGAGACGAAGAGGAUUCAGUCAGCGGUGAGGAGGAUUCAUUGAGUGACGACGACGAAUCUACGUGGAACGAGGAAGACAACGAAGACGACGAGCUACUUGCUGACCUGUGUGGAAUUCACAGUCUAUCAAGCAUUCCCGUCUAA